AUGGCUGAGAAUGAUACUGCCAGCGCCAACAAGGCUUACUUCAAUAAGCUGGCUGCCGAGUACGACACGAAGUACGAAAAGACUAUUCUGCAGCUUGAAAAGGAGAUUCGCAAGCGCAAGGACUUCAUCGGCGCAGAUUGGGUGAUUGACGACGACGAUGAUGACAGCGAGAGCGAGAGCGCAGCACAGUCGACGGCGGCGAAUGGUCGGUCGGUGAGACUUCUUGAUUACGCUUGUGGAACGGGCUUGAUAUCGAGGGCCCUCGCGCAGUUCACGACGCAUUGCGUCGGCAUAGACAUUUCGGAAAACAUGGUGGCGGCCUACAACGCCCGGGCCGAGAACCAGGGCCUCACCACCGACGAAAUGCACGCCUACCAAGGCAACCUCACGGACCCCUCCGAUCCGGCCCCCGCGGCGUUCGCUUCCGACGACGGCCGCUUCCGCGACUUUGACGUUGCCGGUGUCGGUCUCGGGUUCCACCACUUUGAGGACCCGGAGCUCUCGGCCCGCCGGCUGGUGGAGAGGCUGAGGCCGGGCGGGGUUUUCAUCAUUCUCGAUUUCCUGCCGCACGAGAAGAUGGAUCACGCGUUGCCUGCUGCGCAUACGGUUAUGCAUCACGGGUUUUCGGAGGAGAGGAUGAGGAGUGUCUUUGAGCAGGCUGGUGCGGGCAGGGAUUUCGGGAUGGAGGAGCUUGGGAGUGGUGUUGUUUUUGGGGGGCAUGGGCAUGGACAUGGAGACGGCCAUGGACACGGGCAUGAGGGGCGUGAUCAUGGCCAUGGCUCGGGACAGGGGAUGAAGAGGCGGGUGUUCUUGGCGCGGGGAACAAAGGCGUAG
Messenger RNA from Colletotrichum abscissum, 834 nucleotides. Its product is annotated as methyltransferase domain-containing protein. The transcript has 4 exons. Gene Ontology annotation, molecular function: methyltransferase activity. NCBI's taxonomy places the organism in Eukaryota, Fungi, Ascomycota, Sordariomycetes, Glomerellales, Glomerellaceae. The coding region runs from base 1 to 834 and encodes 277 amino acids. The record is from RefSeq and is a predicted model, not a curated record.